AUGGAGGUUUCUUUUUCUUGCAACAUGUUGAUGCGCUUCCUUUACAUAAUCUCUUUGUUUCAUCUUAUGCAUUCGUCUCCUUCCAGGCAACUCUGCCAUGAAAAUGAGAGGUCAGCCUUGUUGCAAUACAAGGAAAGCUUUAUCAUAAACAAGUCUGUCUCUUUCUAUGAUCCUAUUGCAAAUCAUAGGGUUGAAUCUUGGAAACUAGAAGGAGAAAAAAGUGAUUGCUGCUCUUGGGAUGGUGUUGACUGUGAUGAGGACACAGGUCAUGUGAUUGGCCUUGACCUCGCAAACAGUUGUCUCUAUGGUUCAAUCAACUCCAACAGUACUCUCUUCCAUCUUGUUCACCUUCAAAGCCUUAACCUCGCUAACAACAACUUAAACUACUCUCAAAUCCCAUACGAGGUAGGCAACCUUUUAAAACUGACAUAUCUCAAUCUCUCUUCUUCUAUGUUUUCUGGUCAAAUCCCAUUUGAAAUUUCAAAGCUGUCCCAAUUGUCAUCCCUAGAUCUGUGUUGCAAUUAUGAUUAUGAUUUGCCUUUAGGCAAAUACCUCCUGCAAUUCAAAGAGUUAGGCUUAACAAGCCUAGUUAGAAAUUUAACCCGCAUAGAAUAUCUUGAUCUGAGUGGGGUGAACAUAUUCUCCACGGUGCCUAAUAUCUUUGCAAACUUGUCCACUUUAAGGUCCCUUUAUCUUCAUGACUGUGGAAUGCAUGAGGAAUUUCCUAAAGGCAUCUUUAAGCUACCAAAUUUACUGGUUCUUGACAUGAAGUAUAACGAAGUUCUCACUGGUUCUUGGCCUGACUUUCAAAAUUGGAGCUCUCCCCUUGAGGAUAUGACCCUUGCAGGUACUAGUUUCUCUGGUGAGCUACCAGCUUCAAUGGGAAAUCUCGGCUCCCUGAUUGCUUUGGACAUGUGGAAUUGCAACAUCUCAGGGUCCAUUCCUUUUUCAAUCGGUAACCUCACAAAUCUCAGUUACCUUAAGCUUUCACAAAACACUUUGGUUGGUAACAUUCCAUCUUCAAUUGGAAAUCUUAUCCAAUUUAUGUUUCUAGACUGCUACGCUAAUCAAGUGACUGGUCCAAUCCCUUUUGAGCUUGCAAACAUGACACAAUUGACUACUCUUAGCUUAGGAAAAAAUCAAUUAACCAGUUCAAUCCCUUUUGGGCUUGCAAAGACACAACUAAGUUUCCUUUACUUGGGUUUUAAUGGAUUAACUGGUCCAAUCCCUUUUGAUCUUACAAACCUAACACGACUAACCAUCCUUGGCUUGGGCAACAAUAAAUUGACUGGUCAAAUCCCUUUUGAGCUUGCAAAACUAACGCAAUUAACUAUCUUUGCCUUGUCAAACAAUCUUUUAACUGGUCCAAUUCUUUUUGAGCUUGCAAACCUAACACAAUUGACUAGCCUUAGCAUGAGCUAUAAUCGAUUAACUGGUCCAAUUCCUUUCGGGCUUAGGAAGCUAACACAAUUAAAUAACUUGGAUCUUGCAGGCAAUAAAUUUCAUGGUCAGUUUCCAAUCUUAAUUUUCAAUCUAAAGAAUCUUAAGGCUCCUGAUAUUUCUGAUAAUCACCUCAGUGGUAUUAGGUGGAUAUGCAACAUGACUUCUCUUGAUUUCAUUGAUGUUUCUGAUAACUAUUUUAGUGGCUCACUUCCUCAAUGCUUGCACAAUAUGCUCCAAGGAAGCAAAUUGAGAAUGAUUAGUUUGAGAGGAAACAAAUUCCACGGAUUGUUACCAAGAUCAUUAGCCAAUUGUACAAUGCUAGAGGCCAUUGAUGUUAGUAACAACCAAUUCAAUGACAUUUUUCCCUCUUGGUUGGGAAAUCUUCCAAAUUUAAAGCUUCUCCUCUUGCAAUGA
Molecule: messenger RNA, 1857 nt
Organism: Quercus robur (English oak)
Lineage: Eukaryota; Viridiplantae; Streptophyta; Magnoliopsida; Fagales; Fagaceae
Product: receptor-like protein 7
Exons: 1
Coding region: 1-1857 (618 amino acids)
Molecular function (GO): protein binding
Source: RefSeq, a predicted model, not a curated record